AUGGAAAAUGCAGAAGCUGAAACAUCGAAUGGGAAACCAUCAGCUGCAGUUGUACAAGAGUAUCUAGUGGAGGCAUAUGAGACUAAAGUAGCAGAGAAGAAAAAACUAUUGGUUCCAAUUUCUCUUGUUCACGUAAAAGAUAGUAAAGAGCAAGUUGGUCAGAACAAUAUUCAAUAUUAUUUUCUAGAGGAUUCAAAGAAUGUAGGCAUGACUGUUUAG
Molecule: messenger RNA, 219 nt
Organism: Lathyrus sativus (Indian pea)
Lineage: Eukaryota; Viridiplantae; Streptophyta; Magnoliopsida; Fabales; Fabaceae
Source: the annotation of a GenBank genome assembly